Chroicocephalus ridibundus (black-headed gull) is the source of this 11117-nucleotide messenger RNA. RefSeq names its product BCR activator of RhoGEF and GTPase (gene BCR). Gene Ontology annotation, cellular component: membrane. The coding region runs from base 348 to 4400 and encodes 1350 amino acids. The transcript has 23 exons. Gene Ontology annotation, molecular function: GTPase activator activity; protein serine/threonine kinase activity; guanyl-nucleotide exchange factor activity. The record is from RefSeq and is a predicted model, not a curated record. Gene Ontology annotation, biological process: intracellular signal transduction; protein phosphorylation; positive regulation of GTPase activity. Lineage: Eukaryota; Metazoa; Chordata; Aves; Charadriiformes; Laridae.
CCUUCCCCCGCCCCGAGCCUGUUCCUUUGUCCACCCACUUUGAAGUGCUCUGGGAUCGCCGGGGUGGGAGCAUUGUUCGCUAGCAAAAGAUCAGUCAUGCCGGGGAGAGGGUAGCGAGUGUACGGGGGGCUGGGGCCGGCAAAAGCUGAAGGAGACGGGGAGGAGAGACUGCUCCGAGGAUCGCCGUUUGCCUCCCAGUUUCCCUGCAUGGACCGUGAAAGAGACGCAUUGAGUUGACCCUGCCGGAGCUGUUUCUGCUUCUACAUGUGAGAUCCGGUUGGUUUAUUCUCUCCACCUAUCUCUCUCCAGCCUCCUUCCCCUAUUCUCCACUUACUCCUGUAUGCAAAAUGGUGGACCCUGUGGGGUUUGUGGAGGCUUGGAAAGCACAAUUUGCAGACUCUGAGCCUCCUAAAAUGGAGCUGAAAUCUGUGGGAGACAUUGAACAGGAGCUGGAGAUGUGCAAAGCAUCUAUUCGGAGACUGGAGAUGGAGGUCAACAAGGAGAGGUUCCGCAUGAUUUACCUGCAGACUCUUCUGGCAAAGGAAAAAAAAAGCUAUGAUAGGCAGAGAUGGGGUUUUAAACGUGCUUCUCAGUUGCCUGAAGGGGGUGCAGAGCAGCAGAUCCAAGACCUGCAUCACCAGUCCGCUGACCAAGACGAAUAUGAAAAAAGCAAGUCACACCAUGGGGAGGAAAAGUUCAAACCCAGGAUACCCUCUCUGCGGAAGCUGUCUACCCAGAGUGAUGGGUCAGACCUGUCGCCUUUGGACAGCCCCCAUCAUGGAGAGGGAGAGCAGGACAGGUGUAAGUACUAUGGUGAAGAGAAACUGAAGAGAGUUGUAGAAGAUAUGGAGAAUCGCUGUGAUACAGAUGGCUCUCCUUCAAAACACAGAUCAGCUUCCACUCGCAGGCUAGUGGGAUCUGCUGAGAAGGAGGGAUCGUUUGAACCUAUUUCUAAGGAGAGAGGGAACAGCACCAGCGUGGCAGCCCUAAGGUCUAAUUUUGAGAGGAUUAAAAAGGUUAAUUCACAUUCUUCUGGGGAUAACAAGGAUGUUGUUGAAAAGCCCUUUUAUGUGAAUAUGGAGUAUCAUCAUGAGAAGGGUCUAGUAAAGGUCAACGAUAAAGAUGUUUCUGAUAAAAUAAGCUCCCUUGGUAGCCAGGCCAUGCAAAUGGAACGCAAAAAGUCUUUACAUUCCCUGCCUUCUAACAUGGUACCCAGCUUCAGUGAGUUCCAGAGGCCUGCUUACAGGGGAAGGUCCUCGGAGAGCAGCUUUGGCUAUGAUGGAGAAUAUGAGGAUGCUGAACUGAACCCCAGGUUUCUCAAAGAUAACUUGAUUAAUGCCAAUGGCAGCAACCGCUCACCUUGGCAACCCAUGGACUUUCAACCCUAUCAAAGUAUCUAUGUUGGUGGAAUUAUGGGGGAAGGAGAAGGGAAAGGACCUAUUCUGCGAAAUCAGGGCAUGACUGACCAGGAAAAACAUCUAACGUGGCCCAGGAGAUCUUAUUCCCCCCGGAGUUUUGAAGAUAUUGGAGGAGGAUAUACUCCCGAUUGUAGUUCUAAUGAGAACCUUACCUCCAGUGAGGAAGACUUCUCUUCAGGGCAGUCCAGCCACGUCUCUCCUAGCCCUACCACUUACCGCAUGUAUCGGGAUAAAAGCCGUUCUCCCUCACAGAACUCUCAGCAGUCCUUUGACAGUAGCAGUCCACCAACCCCCCAGUCUCAAAAACGGCACAGGCAGCAGCAGGUCAUUGUGUCUGAGGCUACUAUUGUGGGUGUACGAAAAACAGGACAGAUCUGGCCAAGUGAUGGAGAUUUGCCUUCUGGGAGAUGUCACCAGGACAGCUGCUUCCAUGGGGAUACAGAUGCUUCAUUCAGUGGCACGCCACCUAGCUAUGCGUAUGAUGCAGACCGUGCUGAAGAACAGAGGCGACAUCAUGAUAUGAUGCCCUAUAUUGAUGACUCGCCAUCAUCCUCACCCCAUCUCAGUUCCAAGAGUCGGGGCAGCCGAGACACACUAUCUUCAGGGUCUCUGGAAUCUACAAAAUCAAGUGAGCCAGACCUGGAGAAAGGCCUGGAGAUGAGAAAAUGGGUCCUGUCAGGAAUCCUAGCCAGUGAGGAAACCUACCUGAGCCACCUGGAAGCUCUGCUGCUGCCUAUGAAGCCUUUGAAAGCAGCUGCCACCACCUCUCAGCCUGUGCUGACUAGUCAGCAGAUUGAGACAAUAUUCUUCAAAGUGCCUGAGCUCUAUGAGAUUCACAAAGAAUUCUAUGAUGGGCUCUUUCCCCGAGUGCAGCAGUGGAGCCACCAGCAACGUGUAGGGGACCUCUUCCAAAAGCUGGCCAGCCAGCUGGGAGUGUACCGGGCCUUUGUGGAUAACUAUGAAGUUGCUAUGGAGACAGCAGAGAAAUGCUGCCAAGCCAAUGCUCAGUUUGCUGAAAUCUCUGAGAAUCUAAAAGCUAGAAGCACAAAGGAAUCUAAAGAUCAGACGACGAAAAAUUCCUUGGAAACUCUAUUAUACAAGCCAGUGGAUCGAGUGACUCGCAGCACACUUGUCCUGCAUGAUUUGCUCAAGCACACUCCAGUGAGCCACCCUGAUCAUCCACUCCUGCAGGACGCUCUGCGGAUCUCACAGAACUUCCUGUCCAGCAUCAAUGAAGAGAUCACUCCUCGUCGGCAGUCCAUGACUGUAAAGAAGGGCGAGCACCGGCAGCUGCUGAAGGACAGUUUCAUGGUGGAGCUGGUUGAGGGGGCUCGCAAGCUACGUCAUGUCUUUCUUUUUACUGAUCUGUUCCUGUGUGCCAAGCUGAAGAAGCAGAUUGGAGGAAAAAGCCAGCAGUAUGACUGCAAAUGGUACAUCCCGCUCACUGACCUUAGUUUCCAAAUGGUGGAUGAGUCUGAAGCAGUGCCCAACAUCCCACUGGUACCUGAUGAGGAACUGGAUGCCAUGAAGAUAAAGAUAUCCCAGAUCAAGAAUGACAUCCAGCGUGAAAAGAGGGCCAAUAAAGGCAGUAAGGUCAUUGAGAGGUUGAAAAAGAAGCUCUCCGAGCAGGAAUCCCUCCUACUGCUGAUGUCUCCCAACAUGGCCUUCCGGGUACACAAUCGCAAUGGCAAGAGUUACACAUUCCUUAUUUCAUCAGACUAUGAAAGGGCAGAGUGGAGGGAGAACAUCCGGGAGCAGCAGAAGAAAUGCUUUAAAAGCUUCUCACUCACAUCGGUGGAACUUCAGAUGCUGACAAACUCCUGUGUGAAGCUUCAGACAGUCCACAAUAUUCCCCUCACUAUCAAUAAGGAAGAUGAUGAAUCCCCAGGUCUCUAUGGAUUCCUGAAUGUCAUUGUCCACUCUGCCACAGGAUUCAAGCAAAGUUCAAAUUUGUACUGCACAUUAGAGGUGGAUUCUUUUGGGUAUUUCGUGAACAAGGCUAAAACUAGAGUUUACAGAGACACCACAGAGCCCAACUGGAAUGAGGAGUUUGAGAUUGAGCUGGAAGGUUCACAAACUCUGCGGAUUCUGUGCUAUGAAAAGUGCUACAACAAAACCAAGCUCACCAAAGAGGAUGGAGAGAGUACGGAUCGCAUAAUGGGGAAAGGACAGAUCCAACUGGACCCACAGGCAUUGCAGGACAAAGAUUGGCAGCGCACAGUCAUCUCCAUGAAUGGAGUGGAAGUGAAGCUGUCGGUGAAGUUCACCAGUCGGGAGUUUAGCCUGAAAAGGAUGCCGUCCCGGAAACAGACUGGGGUGUUUGGGGUCAAGAUCGCUAUUGUCACCAAGAGAGAGAGAUCGAAGGUGCCUUACAUAGUGCGCCAGUGUGUGGAGGAGAUUGAGCGACGUGGGAUGGAGGAGGUGGGCAUCUACCGUGUCUCUGGGGUUGCCACCGAUAUCCAAGCUCUGAAGGCUGCCUUUGAUGUCAAUAACAAAGACGUGUCGGUGAUGAUGAGCGAGAUGGAUGUCAAUGCCAUUGCGGGCACCCUCAAACUCUACUUCCGGGAGCUGCCUGAACCCCUCUUUACAGAUGAGCUGUACCCCAACUUUGCUGAGGGCAUUGCACUUUCGGACCCUGUUGCAAAGGAAAGCUGUAUGUUGAAUCUAUUGUUAUCGCUUCCAGAACCCAACCUUGUGACAUUCCUUUUCCUUUUGGACCAUUUAAAAAGGGUUGCUGAGCGGGAAAGCGUGAACAAGAUGUCCCUGCAUAAUCUUGCAACUGUAUUUGGACCAACGCUGCUCAGACCUUCAGAGAAGGACAGUAAAAUUCCGGCUAACCCAACCCAGCCCAUCACAAUGACGGAUAGUUGGUCACUAGAAGUCAUGUCCCAGGUUCAAGUUCUUCUGUACUUCCUGCAGCUAGAGACUAUCCCUACCCCAGACAGCAAGAGGCAAAGCAUUCUCUUUUCCACAGAGGUGUAGGUGCCUGUGAUACCAACAGGAUGCAAGAAACUGCUCUUGGCAUAAAUCUGCCACGCCUGAGAAAAAGAUGACUGGCGUUUCUUCAGACAUUACUGGCCUGUUCCUGUCCUGGGGAAUUAUGGCCCUCAGUGCUUCUGCUGUUUGUUGACCAGGCUGAAGAGAAAGAAGAAUCUCUACUUUUAAUUGGUAGGAGCAGAACUGAACUGGAGACGGAGCUGUGCAGAAUCUCCACUAGAAGGAGCAAUAGACACUUGAACAAAUGCACCACAGAGUGCGGCUAUUAUUCUUGUUGGGAAUGUGACAGAAGGUAUUCCUCGUUUUAUGGAUUUAAUUUAUCAUAAAGAAUCUUCAAGAUUUCUACUGGACCACUUGAUAGGAUACCCCUUUUUGGGUGAGGGGGAGUCAAAGGAUACAUCACAACUGUGUCUUUAAUAACUGCUGUUUUUAAAGUACUGUUCUAGGCCACAAAAUAGCAUUGCUUUGCAAGAGAGGAGAAGGGAAGGGUCUGGGAUCUGUGAUUCCCUCCUCAGAAAUUCAAGUCUUGAUUUGAACAGAGUUCUGAAGAAACGAAACAGUUUUGUGUACAACUAGAACGGUUGGUUUGUCUGGGGGAUGUUUUGGGUUGGUGUCUUUUUUUUGGUCUCACCCACCCCUUCCCUGGCAAAUGUUUCUGCAGCCCUGGGGAAGGAGACGCCCUGCUCUUGCCUGUGCUGCGCUUCCGGUCGGUUUAUUUGGGUUAAGGGAGCCAGACCCAAUGAUGUUACACUAGAAAUACAUACAGUAAAUUAAAGAGAGGCAGGGAGGAUUAGAGACAGGGAUUCUGUUUGUGAUUCUGUUGUUUGUUUGCAUAUAAAAGCAGGGAUGAUGUUAUCCAGGCAGGAUUGCUAAAUUCCUUAGACCCCGUCAGACUUAAUGAAAAUUAAUUGGGAAGACUGUUAAUUCCCAACGCUCCAAAGAAAAGAUGUUAUCCCUGCAAAAAUAUUUGAAGCAUUUGUGGACACACAAAAAAAUAAUCAAUGGCUAUCAGUUUGGCUGGCUGCUUACUCCAAACUUUUAUCAGAACAUCUUUUUUUUUUGAUACUUGAAUUUUUGGAGGCUUUGUACGUUGCUUUACAAGAGUCUUUUUCUGAUCGAUACAAAUACUUUGAUAAUGUGUCAGAAUGUACUUUACGGACAAUCUAGCAAGUAGCACGCGUUGUGUGUUCUCCAGAAAUUCCAACCCUCUUUUAAAUAAGAGCAGUGAAGAAAUUUCUGUGGAACUACAUACGGCAGUACAAAAGGCCCAGCCAAAUACCGACUUUGUGUUUCCCUGCCUACAUCAGCUCAAGCCACAGGGGGAACUUGGGCAUAUUCUGUGAUUCUGUAAAGGGCAGCAGUGUUUGUCUGGGGAACUGAAAGCGGAAUCUAGUUGCUGGUACCCCGAGCGAAGCAUUCUGGCUGUGAAGCAGUUGUGCCAAACAUCUUGGGGGGCGGGAGUGAUUCCGCUGUCAUAAAGUACCCCGGCCCCCUUCACUUCCUACCCAGUUAUGCAGCAUCCAUUUAGUGGCAUCCGUCCAUCAUCAUCCCGGUGAGAAGUCCAGCUUGAAGACAAGGAAGGAAUCGGCCCGGGGAGGGGAGGAAGGGACAGACUGUGAAAGCUUGGUAGGGUUAGGUUGUCAACACCAUUUGAGGGGAAAUACAACAAAGAAAGCGACCCCUGUUAUGCUGAAUUGCACAUUUUCUGAUGGGUGAUCUGCAACCUCUCAAUGAAAAAAUAAAAAUAACAAAGGAGUCUUUCAAACAAAAUGGAAAGAAAAAAUUAAGGGGAAAUUACUUUGUAGUCACUGUAAUUCUGACUGCUGCGUAAUAGAAAUUAUUGUACUGUGAAGUUGCAAAUUCAAAAAGGAACCAAUAUAAAUUUCAAUUUUGUGAGUAUAUCAAUAUUUUGCAUGCUUUGUAAGGAUUCUUAUAGGAAUUUAAUAUUGCUUAGUAUCCCUCCCUCCUUAGGUCUGGGAGCAAACCUCUUUGUAAUGUAAUGUACAACUAGAAAUUCCUUCUUUCUUGUAUGUAUUUCCACUACAUUCCAACUUCUGAACCCGUAAAACAGAAAACGUGUUUAUAGUAGGAGGUGCUUUUUUGGGGGAGGGAGGGAAUGAAGGCAAGGAAACUUGAAGGCUUAUGAUUUUCAUUUUUUUAUUUUAUUGUAUUUUUUUGCCUUUUUGAAGGCAAAAAUGAGUCACAAUCCUGAAAAGCAUUGACUUAAGACAAGUCAUGUAGACCAGUAAACCACGCCCUACGGCUUUGUUUUGAUGUAUUUGUUCUCAUUUUCACAUAGCGGUUCUACAGCAAUCCUUUCACUGCGAGCUGCACGCCUGCCUGUUCCAAGCCGUUGUUUGGUGUGUCGGAGGCAGCGGCGCUGCCCACGGCUUCGUUUAAAAGGAAAAAACCCAAUCAAACUAUGCCAGGUGGUUGGGUGACGGCCUUGGCCUUUGGGUGUUUGGAAUCUGUGGCUGCUCUUUGCAGUGUUGAAACUGGAAAGCAAUACCAUAAUGACUGUGCCAAUUUACUUUUGCCCAAGUUUUUUUUAUUUUUAUUUAUACAGGAAGCUAAUUUUAAUAUUAAAUUACUGAUCUAUAGUAUGUAACCAUGAGAAAUUGCUUUUGCUUUGGUUACUGUUACAGGUUGUUGCUUUUAGUUUUUCAUUACAAUGCUCGGUUCUAAUGUAACACUAUCUAACAUGCAGGCAUGUGGAUCAGGGAAAAAAAGUUAAUUUAACUUAACCCGUUAAUUAUUUCUGUUAAGUAUGAAUAUGUUUUCCCCAAAGCUGGUAAUUUUGGGCUGGAAAAGAUAGCACAUCUUAUUGCUGAUGAUGAAAUAAUGGACUGAUUUGAAAUACGAGAAUUGAUUUCUUGAAUUUCCUGUAAUUUUGCAAUUAAGUUUUUUCAAAUAGUCCUAUGUUUUCAGAAAUUAAGUAUUUCUAAAAGGCUUUUAUGUUGUUUUCCCAGGGAUGUUGGUUGGGUUUGUUUUGGUGUUGUUUUUUUUUUCACUUUGUUAUUUUUUUUAAUAAGCCUUAUCAUAGUUAAACAAAAAGGGAUUUGCAAAACUUGGCUUUAGAGAAGGCCUUCUGAUUUCGACUCUCAUAUAUUCCCUUGCGAGUUGUGUCAGAAAACCAAACUCUUCAAUUUUCUGUAUUAAAAGGUACAAUAUCAACAAAAUAAGAGCAAACUAGCAAAAAAUUACGCUUUACAUGUGCACUGGGAGUUUAUGCUCUUUCAGUUUCAUGUGUAUUGGAGAGACCUUUCUAAAAAUGUAGCUUUCAGUAACAGGAAUCUGAAACGUUGAAACUUUCAGCUGAAGAAAUUCAGAUGAUUAGGACAGUCUGUGCGUCUACAGUUUAACUAGAGGAAUAAGCAUCAGUUUCCUGGCAAUUAGAAACUGUUUACAAUUCUCAUGGAUUUUAUUUUUUUUUUUAACACUGAAUAGGCUUUUGAGUAAAACUUUAAAAAGCUAAGUAAAGCAAACUGUGGGAAAAGUUUUCAAGGAUGGACAACAGUUACUAGAUGAGUUUCCGCUUUGUGUUUGUGUGUGCUUUGUACGGGAGGGGAGCGUCUGAAACCAAAUUGAAACACAUCCAUUAAAAUGCUGCUGGUGUUCUUUAUUCUUGCACACUUUUAACCAGUUGAGGUAGUAGCUAAGCUAUUUCGGGCUGUAUUUUAAUGCUGCUAUUUUUCAGUGUAUCGGCUAAGGGCAGAGUGCCGCAGUGUGGGGACUGUCUUUGCUGAUGCCCACCGCCCGCCUGACCUUCAGCUCCGAUACCAGGCAGUCAGCGUGCACCCACGAGGCAAAACUGCAACUUUCUUUGUUGGCCACAAGGUGGUGGAACCACAGAGUAUGUUUAUGGGAGAUGCAGUAUUUUUACAGUUUAUUCAUUUUACCUGUUUAAAAAUCUGUUUUAUGGUUAUGUUAGUUUUCUAUGAGUUUAUUUAAACUGUUCUUUAAAGCAUACGUGGAUCUCCAAAUUUGUUUGUCACCCUUGUAACACUGGAAGGCAUCACAAUGUGUUCAUUUAUCUUAACGUGCCAUUCUUUCGAGAAUGUAUAAAAUGUAAAUUGACUGACAUGGUUUUUAAAAAUGCUUAAAAUCCGAUGGCAAAACCGCAACCCUCUCUGAUUCCUCGCUGGUUAAUCCUUUUGUUUCAGUGCUUGGUCAUCUACUGGGAUAACAUGAGGUGUGGCAUUCUUAUUAUGGAAAUUUUAGUAAGAAAUGGAAAACGUUUUAAGAAGACCCCCUAUGCUUUCUCUUUUUACUUUAAUUCACAAAGAAGGGGGACUUGUAAUUACAGAAGACCAAGACAUUCAUGCUAGACUGAAGGGAUUUGCUUCUGUUCCUUGAAGAAGAAAAAUCUGAAAGGGCAAUUCCUAAGUAAAUACGAUCAAAUUAAUCAAAUUCUUGGUGUAGUUAGCAAGUCACUUGUUUAUGCCCUCUUAAAUUUGUAGUCCAGGUAUGUUCUUAUUUUUAAACUUUUCUCACAUUGUCAUAGUACUGUUACCAGAAAAAUAAACCCAAUACCAUUCACUUCCUGGAACACAGGGUCCCUGCACCUGAGAUACGGGAGCCGUACAUUAGUAUUAGCAGCUCUCCAUUCUCAACUGGAAUGAAACAAACGUUCAUCUCUGUUCUAUGAAUUUUCUCAUUUAAUAGAAUUAAAUACAUGGAUUGCCCUUAAAAUCAACAGAAGCUCUAAAGGAAGCACUUACAGUUAAUGAUUAUUGCCUAACAAGGUUUUAGGGACUAAAAGUAACACAAAUGAAAGAAGCAUCAUCUGGAAGCAGGAAGAAUGUUCCAAGUUACGGAAGAAGGCCUGUGCCCUAGAUAACUGUGAGCAAAGACCGUCUUGCCCGUAAAUAAACGUUAAUAUAGGAACGCCAGGAAUUUAGCUACUGCAGCCUCCCAGCUCUGAUGUGCUGCAGCCCCUCUUUCUUUCUACUGAAAAUUCACAGUUCGGUACUAAGAAAGCAAAGCUCAUGCGUGCGCUCUACCUUUUGAUUCCCAGGGGCAAUAGAUAGGGAGGAGCAAUAGAGUCCAUGUAUUGCCGUAGGUGAAACACCACCGCAAAGAAAGAAAAAGCGAAUAGAACCAGAAAGUCACAUUAUUGUUUAAGCUAAAAGUCUGUUUCUGGGCUGCAAAGAUAAAAUGCCACAACAUGCUCUAAUGAUGAAACGGCUUAAACAGCAGGACUGAAGCAAACCUGAGUGUAGGUGUUGUCUUGAUUCUCCUCCUUCCAUGACCCCAUAUCACUAGAUUUGGGCCUUCCAGGUCAAGCAAAUACACAAAUGCUAUUGCCAAGAAUUAGAAAAUUAUUAAAUGACCUAGUGUGCCUCCACUGUUGAUUCUCUUUGUGUUACCAUCACAUUGGGGAAUUACUGGAGACCACUGUAAAUACAUGCAGGUAAACCAUAUGAGUAUUUGCCAUAUCAUUUAUUUCCUACUGUGAUGUUUCACCUUGCAGUAAGGAAGACCCCUCCUUUUCCAACAGAAACCACUUCACAUCAUUCUACACCGCAAGAACCACCCCACAGGGAGGUUCAGUUUGUUGCAGAGCUAUCCCUGGAGAUAACCAAAAUAUUCCCAGUCUUCCAGUGCAGAAUGGACCAGGUACGGCUAAAGCUCUGAGCUUGUGUAGGCCUGGUUUGUGAGUUAAGGUUCUUUUAUUUACACCUGUUCAAGCAUAUUUGGGAAUCAAUAUGAUUACAGAGUCCCCAGUGUUUGCUCUACUGCUUUGUCUUAAUUGCAAUCACGUUCAAAUCCUCUCGUCAAAAAUGGUUCAUCAGAAUGGAGAAAACUUUUAUUUUUUUUAUUUUCCACUAGAGCUUUUGUUUGUGCAACUGUUGCAGUCUUUUCCCUGGUGGCAAGAUGUUCUGAGAACCCAAGACAUGCUACAGAUGAACCAUUUCUCUAAUCUGCAGCAUGAUUUACAUGACAAGGCCAUGUUGUAUCCCUGUGGAUGUAGGGAAGGGCAGGCUUGUGUACAAAACAGCUUCCUGUCUGGAAGGAGAAGACCGCAGCUUUCUGCAGAUGACCCCAAACAAGGAUCAGGACGAGUAGAGCCUGCCAGUGUGCAGUGGCCUCAGUCCUUGGAUACUCACAUCUCCCCUGGGGCAGCCUGAGCGAGGCCCAGAAGGCAGUUACAGGAAAAGUCUCAUCCAAUUCCUUCUUACUGUGCCUAAUUGAAUGAUCAAAUGCCAAUAUACACAGAGUAGCUCCAAUUUCCUCCAUUUUAGUCCCAUUUUGGGAGAAAUUGGGACUACACUAACUCUAGGGAUUACACAAAUAGUCAACUGAGACGCGAUCCAUAUCUAAAAACUAUUUCAGAUAUAGUAGGUGGUAAUGUGAAACCUGCCAUAGCAAAAGGUCAUUUCUUCACAACAGCCUCUUCUAAUCCCUCUAACGCUUCUCACAGCCUAAGAGAAAUCUUGUUUUGGGCUUUAUACUUACAUAUGAAACUUGCAGAAUCCUGGAUAAAACUUAGCUACGCAGGGACAGAGGUUUCAAGAGUUGGGCUAUCGGUAGUAAAAGUGGUUCCAGGGCAGCAAAGAGGGUAAGGAAUUGUUGUGUUGGAUGACUGAGAAGCACCACAAUGAAACAGUGAAUUUAAAUAUGAUCUCACAGCAGGAUGCUGUGAAAUGUUGUCCUUUCUCUGGCUGUCCAGCAAAAAAAAUAAAACUAAGCUGUCUCUUG